AUGGGGAGCGCCUAUGGGAUUUUAUCACAAAGCUCUGCUGAAAAAAAUCAACAGAACGUAGCGUGCAGAUCUUACCGAGGGGUACACGAUACAGUUGACCACUUUCGCUUUCAUGCAUAUGCGUCAUGUUUUACUUUCCUUUUUUACCAAUUAAAUCCAAAAACUUAUUCAAAUUCUUCCGAAAGCCAACCAGUCGUAGACUUCAUAUACAAAAGACAGAUAAGACAACUUGAUACAUGGGAUUAUGAAAAUGAAACUGUGAAAUCAAAUGUGUGCUCAUUUCUGUCACGUGACGAAUGCCAGCGAUGGAUAUUAUGCUGUGAAGCCGCAGACAAUUGUUGCGAACGUCAGUUGGCACUUCCGGUGAAAACAAAUGAAACCUGUGGUAGGAUAUGGGACGGAUGGCUGUGUUGGGACGAAGCUGAUCGAGGAACACUCCAGUAUAGUUCCUGUCCUCUCUUCGUACCAUACUUUAUGCCAUCACGUCAGGCAGUCAGGCUGUGUGGCGAUAAUGGUAAAUGGAUACAGAAAACCGACUACAGUCCUUGUCUCAAGAAAGAGGAAUUGGAGACGACAAUAUUUACUGGCCUUGGAUGUAGUGUCACAAGCAUUGUGUUUCUUCUUCCAUCCAUCAUUAUAUUCCUAAAAUACAAAACACUGCGAAAUCAACACAGAAUACGUCUUCACAUCAAUUUAUUUCUGUCUUUGAUGCUUAAAGAAGUAAUGGAAAUCAUGUGGGAUAUGUUAGUAACUUAUGACAAGGUCACAAGUACAGAAGUCGCAGAUGCCGCACUGAUUAAAAACGGGGUAGGCUGCAAGUUACUGUCCUUUAUGAAGAUUUACUUUAAAUGUUGCUGUUAUACCUGGAUGUUCUGUGAGGGAUUUUACCUUCACAGGUUGAUGUCUAAUGCUUUUUCCCCUCCCAGCUCAUUACUUCCCAUUUAUGUACUCGGAUGGACUAUACCCCUCGUGUCUUCCUCCAUAUACGGAGUUUUACGUGGCAUCUACAACGAUGAAAGUUGUUGGGCAUAUGGAUAUAAUAAUUUUGAGUGGAUAUUUGACGCCCCAAAUGUCGUUUUCCUAGUGCUUAAUUUGGUUUUCCUGACAAAUAUUCUGCGUAUUCUCUUGACACAACUACAAUCGCAUCCAAAUGAGCCAGGAAAUUUCAGAAAAGCUGUAAAAGCCACAUUUAUUCUGAUUCCUCUAUUUGGGAUACAAUUAUUUGUCACCAUAUACCGAGUCCCCAUCAGUGAAGAAGGAGGACUAGAGUACGAAAGAGUCACCGUCAUCGUGAACCAUACACAGGGCUUUUUCGUGGCCAUGGUGUUUUGUUUCCUAAAUACAGAGGUAAUAUCAAACCUGCGGAGAAGUUGGCGACAUCAAACAAGAAACAGAUCACUCUCAUCUUCAAAGCGCCUAAAUCACACCAUUCAUCACACACUCUCUGUACGAUCGGAAUAUGACGUCACUAGAGAUUAUAACCAAUCAAAAAACUCCUUACUGGAGACAGGACAGGAAACUGAAGAGAUUGAGUUGAAAGAAACAUCUUUAUUGAAUGGACAUCGAGAAAAUGUAUCUUUAGAAUAA
Messenger RNA from Saccostrea echinata, 1587 nucleotides. Its product is annotated as calcitonin gene-related peptide type 1 receptor-like. Gene Ontology annotation, molecular function: G protein-coupled peptide receptor activity. Gene Ontology annotation, biological process: adenylate cyclase-modulating G protein-coupled receptor signaling pathway; cell surface receptor signaling pathway. The transcript is spliced from 11 exons. Gene Ontology annotation, cellular component: plasma membrane. The record is from RefSeq and is a predicted model, not a curated record. The coding region runs from base 1 to 1587 and encodes 528 amino acids. Lineage: Eukaryota; Metazoa; Mollusca; Bivalvia; Ostreida; Ostreidae.